Molecule: messenger RNA, 1417 nt
Organism: Impatiens glandulifera
Lineage: Eukaryota; Viridiplantae; Streptophyta; Magnoliopsida; Ericales; Balsaminaceae
Product: LRR repeats and ubiquitin-like domain-containing protein At2g30105
Molecular function (GO): protein binding
Source: RefSeq, a predicted model, not a curated record
UAGCUUACAGGAAGACUAGACCGAGAGCGAGAGAAGGAAAUUGAUCGGAGCGAUCAAAUCAGAAUAAAUGGAGGGUUCCGACGCCGCCGGCACCGUCACCGGCACCGGCGCCGUAGAUUGUGUAAUCGUGAAUGUAAAGUUCAGCGGACGUUCAAUACCAGUGUCUAUCUCUCUUGAUUCCUCGAUCAGAGACCUCAAGUCUCAUCUUCAACCUCUCACCAAUGUUCUUCCUCGAGGCCAGAAGCUCAUCUUUAAAGGCAAACUUCUUGUGGAUGAUAUGACACUUAGGGCUUCUGAGGUGACUAAUGGGGCUAAAAUCAUGCUUAUGAGUACUCAAGGUCUACAUCAAGGGGAUGGUCCCAUUAGAAGAGAAGCUUCAGCAUCCUCUGGUUUGAGGAGGACACCUGAAUUGCAGAAAAAAGAGAUUUCUGUCCAAAAGAAUCAAUUUGAACGUUGGAAAGCUACUGGAGUCUUUGCAUUAUCAGAGUGUAAUUUGAAAGCCAUUCCAGCUGAAAUUUGGACCGAUGGAACUAAUGCGAGAGUACUAGACCUAAGCCGCAACUUUCUACAAGAUGUGCCAGUUGCAAUUAGCGGACUUAGUUCCCUGCAGAAAUUGUUUUUGAAUGGUAAUAACUUAGCUGAUAACUCUAUUAGCUGGGAAGGGCUAGCAUCUUUGAAGUCUCUAAUCGAUUUGAACUUAAGCCUGAACCAUUUGACAUGUUUGCCUCCUACACUUGGUGUUUUGACUUCCCUGAAGCAACUUAAUGUUGCAAAUAACAACCUAACUUCGCUUCCAAGCGAAAUUGGGCUGCUAGCGAAGCUUGAAAUAUUGAUGGUAAAUAACAACAGGCUAUCUACCAUUCCAACAUGUAUUGGAAACUGCAUCUCACUUGUUGAGGUUGAUAUUUCAUCAAAUCUUUUGACAGAAUUGCCAGAUACUUUUGGGAAUUUACAUAAUUUGAAGGCUCUUAGUAUUGGUAACAAUGGGCUUAAGUCUCUCCCUAGAACACUGUUUAAAAUGUGCAUACAACUCUCAACUUUGGACAUUCAUGGCACAGAAAUCACACUUGACCUUCUAAGACAGUUUGAAGGGUGGGAACAAUUUGAUGAACGUCGGCGGUUGAAGUCAAAACAACUGGACUUUCGAGUUGGGGGAUCAGCUGAAUUUGACGAAGGUGCAGACAAAAGCUAAUGACUAUGAAUUUGACCAGCAAUGUGGUGAUCUUUCAUUUGUUAUUGGUGUGUUUUUUCUUUUCUUUCUUAUACAAGUUAAAAAAAAAAACAAGUUCUUAAGAGAUUCUCCAUUUAAAAGGACUGGCUUUAACUGUGAGGGUCACAUGGAAGGAGUUAAUGGGGUCAAGAAAAUCUGACAUUUGAGAAAAUUUGGUGCUAAAACCUGAAAUGCUUAGCUGUUCAA